GCCACGGAGGACAUCGAGAGCAAGCCUGAAGUGGUCACUGAGAGAGCUCAGGCCGCGGAGGAGAUCGAGAGCAAGGUACCAGUGGCCGUUGAGAUGGUUCAGGCUGCGGAGGACAUCGAGAGAAAGCCUGAAGUGGCCAUUGAGAUGGCUCAGGCCGCGGAGGACACCGAGAGCAAGCCUGUAGUGGGCAUCGAGAUGGCUCAG
This is a messenger RNA of Durusdinium trenchii, 204 nucleotides long. The record is from the annotation of a GenBank genome assembly. Lineage: Eukaryota; Dinophyceae; Suessiales; Symbiodiniaceae.